AAAGGUUGAUGCUUUUUUUUGUUUUUGCCUAAAAACCCCCUAUAAGUAUCACCUGCUACCUAGUCUUGCAAUUGUCCACGUUAAGUUAAAACUCUGUGUGCUUAGUGGUUACGCAGUGACAAAAUAUGGCAGAAGUUGCACAUGAUGUUCACUCUCUCCUCUCUUCUCCCGAAAGGGACUUUCUUCUUCGCAACAACGGCGAUCAGGUUAAAAUUGACAGCUUGAAGGGAAAGAAACUUGGUUUAUAUUUUUCGGCAUCAUGGUGUGGUCCAUGUCAAAGAUUCACCCCUACUUUGGUGGAGGUGUACAAUGAAAUCUCUCCAAAAGGUGACUUUGAGGUCAUUUUUGUCACGGCUGACGAAGAUGAUGAGUCCUUUAAGGCUUACUUUUCCAAGAUGCCGUGGCUUGCUAUCCCAUUUGCUGAUUCAGAGACACGCAGUCACCUUGAUGAAUUGUUUCAUGUGAAGGGGAUUCCCCAUCUUGCAUUAGUUGAUGAAACUGGGAACGUUGUCACUGAAGAUGGAGUUGAGGUAAUCCGUGAAUAUGGCAUCGAAGGAUACCCCUUUACAUCAGCAAGGAUCCAAGAGUUGAAAGAUCAAGAAGAAGAAGCUAGGAAGAACCAGUCCUUGAGAUCUAUCUUGGUCUCUCCUUCCCGUGACUUUGUGAUAUCAUCUGGUGGAAAGAAAAUACUUGUCUCUGAGCUUGAGGGCAAGACAGUUGGUCUGUACUUCUGUUUGACUUCAUACAAAUCAUGCAGUGACUUCACUCCCCAGCUUGUGGAGGUUUAUGAAAAGCUGAAGGCAAAGGGGGAGAACUUUGAGGUUGUGUUGAUAUCCCUAGAUGAUGAUGAAGAAUCAUUCAAGAAAGAAUUAGAAAGUCUUCCAUGGUUAUCCGUGCCUUUCAAGGACAAGAUCUGUGGGAAGCUGGUUCGGUACUUUGAGCUCUCAGCCCUUCCCACUGUAGUUAUUAUUGGGCCAGAUGGGAAAACUCUUCAUUCUAAUGUUGCCGAGGCUAUUGAGGAGCAUGGGAUUGCUGCAUACCCUUUCACUCCUGAAAAGUUUGAUGAACUCAUUGAGAUAGCAAAGGCCAAGGAGGAAGCUCAAACCCUUGAGUCAGUUUUGGUGUCUGGGGAUAAAGAUUUUGUAGUUGGGAAAGAUGGGGUGAAGAUUCCAGUGUCAGAAUUAAAGGGGAAGAACAUCCUCCUCUACUUCUCAGCCCACUGGUGUCCUCCAUGCCGCGCAUUCCUUCCUAAACUUAUUGAUGCAUAUCAUAAGAUUAAGGCAAAGGACAAUGCAUUUGAAGUCAUUUUCAUCUCAAGUGACAGGGAUCAAGCCUCCUUUGAUGAAUUCUUUGCAGGAAUGCCAUGGUUGGCACUUCCCUUUGGGGACUCGAGGAAGGCAUUCCUGAGUCGCAAAUUCAAGGUAUCUGGCAUCCCCAUGCUUGUGGCCAUCGGAUCAAGUGGCCGGACUGUCACAAAAGAAGCUCGAAAUCUGGUUGCGCUUCAUGGGGCAGAAGCUUAUCCUUUCACUGAGGAGAGAAUAAAAGAAAUAGAGGCAGAAUAUGAAGAGAUUGCAAAGGGGUGGCCUGAGAAGGUGACACAUGAAACACAUGAGCAUGAGCUUGUGUUGACUCGCCGUAGAAUUUUUAACUGUGAUGGUUGUGAUGAAGAGGGACAUAUAUGGUCAUACUACUGUGAAGAGUGUGACUUUGAUCUCCAUCCAAAAUGUGCAUUGGAGGUCAAUGGAAGCAAAGAUGACACAAAAGAAGAAGAGAAGCCCAAAGAUGGAUGGGUCUGUGAUGGAGAAGUCUGCUCUAAAGCCUGAAAUCUGGUUGUAUUAUUUUGGUGAUUACUCUUUAUUAAUCAACUGAAUUUGAUGGCUGUUAAGACCUUUUCUAAAAUGUCCUGAGUUAUAUGCAGAAUAAUUUGAAUAUUGGAUAUUGUGAUGUGAAUGAUCUGUAUUGUAUGGUUUAAUAUUGUAUCCUCUGUUGUGCAUAUGGGUUACUAUGUCGAAAAUUGUGGC
This is a messenger RNA of Gastrolobium bilobum, 2021 nucleotides long. RefSeq names its product probable nucleoredoxin 1. The record is from RefSeq and is a predicted model, not a curated record. The coding region runs from base 126 to 1823 and encodes 565 amino acids. The transcript is spliced from 4 exons. Gene Ontology annotation, molecular function: thioredoxin-disulfide reductase (NADPH) activity. Lineage: Eukaryota; Viridiplantae; Streptophyta; Magnoliopsida; Fabales; Fabaceae.